Messenger RNA from Frieseomelitta varia, 4893 nucleotides. Its product is annotated as WD repeat-containing protein 48. Gene Ontology annotation, biological process: double-strand break repair via homologous recombination; protein deubiquitination. The transcript has 11 exons. Lineage: Eukaryota; Metazoa; Arthropoda; Insecta; Hymenoptera; Apidae. The record is from RefSeq and is a predicted model, not a curated record. Bases 558 to 2684 code for a protein of 708 amino acids. Gene Ontology annotation, molecular function: ubiquitin binding.
AUUGGUCGUAAGGCUACCGAUGUAUCGAAGUACCAAUUCUCCGAAUCCAAAUUUUAAUUUCAGCUUGGCGUUACGGCAACCGAUCGCAUGCAGAGACCUGAAUUAAGACCUGCGACGAGUUUCGCACAGGUUGGAUAGCUUGUGUAUCGGUUAAGAUACGAGAUACGUCGAACGAUAUAUCCGGCUUUAUUCAAUCACAACAAACGUUGUCAGACGCUUCGAAACGUGAUGUAACGUUAUGUGUAUAACGUCGGAACGUAUUGAUACCGGCGUUGGGACAUUGUCAGUUUCACCAUACGAUCGUCAUGAACGCUGUUUACGCCUGAUCGGCUGACAGCUGUUCAAGACAUCAGUGUGAUGUGCACUGGAUUGUUUUUUACGAGCAUCGACAUAGUAUUUUCUGGUCAUGUAAGGUUUCUCAUGCGAUGAACGAUGAAACUACUGCGUGGUUACAGCGCGUCGGAACGUGAAAGUGCAACAGCGUAAUUCUCUCGUACAUUUUGAAUGUAUUCCCCUAUCACCUUCGAGUGCAAAGUUACAGAACAGUUCGCGGUAUAAUGGCAGCUCACAAGACAGGCGGGCAAAGUGCUCGAAAGAAAGUGCAGGUGUCUAUGGUUAUAAGAGACGAGGUGGAAAAGAAACAUAGAGCUGGAGUCAAUUCAUUGCAAUAUGAUCCAGCUUUGCAUAGGCUUUACUCCGCAGGUAGGGACAGCAUUAUAAGGAUAUGGAAUUGCAAAAAUAUGAAGGACCCGUAUAUUCAAUCAAUGGAGCAUCAUACAGAUUGGGUCAAUGAUAUAGUAUUAUGUUGCGGUGGGAAAAAUUUAAUAUCGGCCAGUUCUGACACAACAGUGAAAGUAUGGAAUGCACACAAAGGUUUCUGCAUGUCUACGUUAAGGACACAUAAAGAUUAUGUAAAAGCUCUAGCAUAUGCUAAAGAUAAAGAACAGGUUGCUAGUGCAGGUUUAGAUAAAUUAAUUUUUCUGUGGGAUGUGAAUACGUUAACUGCUCUUACAGCAAGCAACAAUACAGUAACAACAUCAUCUCUUAGUGGGAAUAAAGACUCUAUAUAUAGCCUUGCCAUGAAUCAGAUUGGAACAAUUAUAGUGAGUGGUAGUACAGAAAAAGUUUUAAGGGUAUGGGACCCAAGGAACUGUACCAAGCUAAUGAAACUUCGUGGUCAUAUGGAUAAUAUUAAAGCUUUAGUACUAAACAGAGAUGGCACUCAAUGUUUGUCAGCCAGUUCUGAUGGAACAAUUAAACUUUGGUCAUUAGGACAACAAAGAUGUAUCCAAACUUACAGAGUACAUAAGGAAGGUGUCUGGGCAUUAUUGGCAACAGAUACUUUCAGUCAUGUAAUAUCAGGAGGUAGAGACAAAAGGGUUGUAAUGACUGAAUUAUCAUGUUAUCCUGAAAGAUAUACAGUUAUUUGUGAAGAGAAAGCGCCUGUGUUAAAAAUGGUCAUGACACCUGAUCAGUCCAGUAUUUGGGUGGCAACUAGCGAAUCUACUAUAAAUAAUUGGUCUAUAAGUCAAAAGGAUUGGCAAGAAUUAGGAAUUGAGGAUUAUUGUGACUCUGCUAGUGGGGUAACCUCGCAUGUAAGAAAUACAGAGCCUGCACAAAAGAUAUUGGGUGGUCCAGCGAUACGGCACUGUCAUGUUUUAAAUGACAGAAGACAUGUUUUAACAAAAGAUACAGAAGAAAACGUAGCUUUAUAUGAUGUAUUAAAGGCACGAAAAGUUGAAGAUUUAGGGAAAGUAGAUUUUGAACAAGAAAUAAAAAGAAGAAAUAAAAUGGUAUAUGUUCCAAACUGGUUUAGUGUAGAUCUUAAAACUGGGAUGUUGACCAUCCAUUUAGGGCAAGAUGAAAAUGAUUGUUUUUCUGCAUGGGUUUCUGCAAAAGAAACUGGUCUUGCAGAAAAUGAUGCAGUGGAUCAAAAAGGUAAUGUUUAUUCUUUUAUGUACAUGUUAUUUUUCACUAUUCUUACAAUAUCAUAUCUUGUUUUUCUUUUUCUUUCAGUAAAUUAUGGAAAUCUUUUGCUGCAAGCUUUAUUGGAACAUUGGUGGAGACCAUUACAUGUUGAUGAUGAAAAUGAAGGUAACAGUAAUGAUGGUAAUGGUUCUAUACAUACCAGAGGAGGAAAUCUGUAUUUCUCAGUACCAACUCAUACACCUGUUAUAUUCAGUGAAGUAGGAGGCAGACCUUUGUAUAGAUUGUUAGUUAGAGAUGCUGCUGGAGAAAUGGAAGGAGUGUUAUUAAAUGAAACUGUACCAGCAUGGGUAGUUAACAUUGUUGUGGACAAAAAUCUUCCACAAUUCAUAAAAAUAUCAUUUUAUCUUCUUCCACAUGCUACAUCUGGCGUCAAAAGUUUAAAAAAGGAUCGCUUAAUCGCAAACGAUUUUAUACAAAUUCGUAAAGUAGCAGAACAUGUUUGCGAUAAAGUGCUUGGUGCCGGAAGUGAUUCAGGAUCGGUAGCAGGUGCUGGAAAUACAGUUUCUGGAGGAUCUCCGGCAGGAGAUAGGACAAAUACGGAUUCAAACGCUGAUAAUUCUUCGCUGGCCGAAGAAAAAGUAGAAUUGUUAUGUAAUGAUCAAGUUUUAGAUCCUUCUAUGGAUUUAAGAACUGUCAGACAUUUUAUUUGGAAAAGUUCAGCAGACUUAAUACUUCAUUAUCGGCCAGUAAAAUAGUUAGGGCUAAGUACGUCGGAACAGAGAUCUCUAAAGUGUGCUUGGUUUUUUACCGUCAUAAAAAUAACGGAAGAUAUGUGGUCUAGUUGCAGAGUGUGGCAUCUCACAUUACCUUCAUUUCAUGAAAUGUUCAAUCGAAUUUCAGUGGAUGUUUCAUUAGAUGCUGCAACUGAAGACGAGUAAAAGCCAGGUUAUAUAUAGAAUAUUUAAAAUUAAAUGAAUGAAAGGCAAUAAUGUGUUGGAGUAUUAAUAUAAAUUGCUCAUAUUUGUACAUUAAUAUCCUGAGGCCAAAUUCAAUAAUAUAACCAUAAUUUCAAUUAGUCUGCUUCUAAAAGCAUGUUUUUUGUACUAGUACAAAGUAUUAAAUAUUUGAUGUCAGCCAUUUAUAGUCUUCCCACUUCGAUAAUACAAGGAAAGUUAAGCACAAAAAGUAAGGGAUAAAGCAUAUGGCCCAGGAAAUUAUUAUAUGUACUUUUAAAUGCUAUAUUCUUGAUAUGCUUCUCAAUCUUUUCUUUAUUAAUUCUAUAUAGUUAUUUUUUUAUAAUUUAUAAACUAUUACUUUAUUUAAACAAACAAUCGAACAAACGAAAGAUACAUACUUAUUAACAGUACUCCACACAUCUGCCUUGUUAUUUAUAAAAAAAAAAAAAAAAACUAUAAAAGGAAGAAGGAAAUGUCAAUUUACUAUUAAUCAAAUUAAAAUUGAACAGCCAAAUUAACGAUUCAAUAUUUCCUAUUAAUAAUAUAGGAAAUAACAGUGUAUGUCUUCAGUAUAGUAAGAUCAAAUUCUGUCUUUAAUGGAACUUCCAAUAAUUAAACUUUUAUUACAGAUAUAUAACGAUGUUUCAUAUGAGAGAAGAAAAGUAUAAAUUUAUAGUUGUCGAUUAAAAAAAUAUAAUUGGCAGAAUUUGACCUUAGAAGACAACUAUAAUAGAUAACAAACAAAAAGUGUGUAGUUAAUCAUACGUUAAAAUAUUUACUCUACUAGAAUUCUACAAAUUGUACAUACAAAUACGAUUGUAAGUAACGUCACCCUUAACCAUGGUGAUGGGCUGUAUACAUAAAAUCGAAGCAAAUGUAUCAAAAAUGGAAGCCUUUACACCAAUUUCAUUAAAUUGGGAUAAAUGCUUAACUUUUCUAAAAAAAGAAAAAAAGUGGGGAGCGUACAGAAAGGGGGGAUAAUAGAAAAAGAAAAAAAGGAAAGAAAACAUUGUUCUUCAUUGAUACGGCCCUAAACGUAAUUUUUGUGUUAUCAAAUUGACGCAGAAAUAACUUUUUAAUAAAUCUGGAGAUUAUGUUAUUGUUACAUUUUAACAUGCUACAUACAGUGUAAGUAUUUAUUUGCUAAGCUUUUGUUACAUUUAUUUAAUAAUAUAAAAAAAAAUAUUUACUAUUGCUUAGUUAUAUUCCUUAUUCUUAUUAGGAAUUUUUAGAGCUCUGUGAUAAAUGUUUCUUGAGCUAAGGACGUUAAUUAAUAGAAUAGCUACCAAAAAUAUUGUAUAUUUGCAGUUAAGUUUGAUUCAUUUUUAUAUUUGUAUAUCGGCAUUAUAUGUAUAUUUUUGGGAAGACCUAGUAUCAAUUAUGUCACAUUUGAUUAUUUUAUUCAUUUUUCAACUGAAAUAUAUUUUCGUAAAAUGACCCUCGUUAUUGCAACAGAAAAUCAACACGUGCCUGAUCUUAGAUUAUAAGUUGUAGAGGGCAUUUAAAUUAUGAACUGAUGUAAUAAUCUUUUGAAAAUAACAUGGAUUGUAAGUUAAUGCUAUUGCGGUGCAUAAUAGUAGAAAAUAUUUUGUUAGAAUCUAGUAUUUAGUUGUAUAUUUAUAAGUGUUCUGUUCAUAAGUUUAUUUAUAUAAUACUAGGCGCAAGAUCGAUUGUUUAUUGUGUUUUUAGCAGUAACAAUUGAACGAGAUUUUUUGAUAAUUUAUUAUUUUGUUUUAUUGUAAAAAAGAACUCUUACGUAUUUUCUUUUCCGUAUUAUAAUUGAAUUUUUAUGUUACUUGCUUAAUUGCAAAUUCAUAAAGAUUUACUAUGUUUUUCAAUAGUUUCACUUGUAGGUACUAUUAUAUUAGUUUUAGACACAGAAUGUGCAUUUCAUACAGUAUUCGUAAAAGUUAUAACUGAGCCUUCCUCAUUAAAGAAAUAACAUUGUUCAUUAAUGGAAGUAUUAAUGUAUUAAAAAAGCGCUUGUAAUUACACUUUUGAAACGUGA